ACUAGCCCCCACUUUCCCAAGCCACUAUAGUCAGAGAAGCAUUGGAUAUUCUACAGGCUUAGGACUAAGCCACAGAACCAUGAGCCAGGACAGCAAAGUGAAGACAACAGAGUCCAGCCCCCCAGCCCCAUCCAAAGCCAGGAAGAGGCUGCCUGUCCUAGACCCAUCUGGGGAUUAUUACUACUGGUGGCUGAACACGAUGGUCUUCCCAGUCAUGUAUAACCUCAUCAUCAUUGUAUGCAGAGCCUGCUUUCCUGACUUGCAGCAUAGUUACCUGGUGGCCUGGUUUGUGCUGGACUACACAAGUGACCUGCUGUACCUACUAGACAUCGGGGUGCGCUUCCACACAGGAUUCCUAGAGCAGGGCAUCCUGGUGGUGGACAAAGGCAUGAUCGCCAGUCGCUAUGUCCGCACCUGGAGCUUCCUGUUGGACCUGGCUUCCCUGGUCCCCACAGACGCAGCCUAUGUGCGGCUGGGCCCCCACAUUCCCACGCUCAGGCUAAAUCGCUUUCUCCGGGUGCCCCGCCUCUUUGAGGCCUUUGACCGCACAGAGACCCGCACAGCUUACCCAAAUGCCUUCCGCAUCGCCAAGCUGAUGCUCUACAUCUUCGUUGUCAUCCAUUGGAACAGCUGCUUAUACUUUGCCCUAUCCAGGUACCUGGGCUUCGGACGGGAUGCAUGGGUAUACCCGGAUCCCGCACAGCCUGGCUUUGAGCGCUUGCGGCGCCAGUAUCUCUACAGCUUCUAUUUCUCCACUCUGAUUCUGACCACUGUGGGCGACACGCCACUCCCAGCCCGGGAGGAAGAGUACCUCUUCAUGGUGGGUGACUUCCUGCUGGCCGUCAUGGGUUUCGCCACCAUCAUGGGUAGCAUGAGCUCUGUCAUUUACAACAUGAACACUGCAGAUGCAGCGUUCUACCCAGACCAUGCUCUGGUAAAGAAGUACAUGAAGCUGCAGCGUGUCAACCGGAGGUUGGAGCGGCGAGUUAUUGACUGGUACCAGCACCUGCAGAUCAACAAGAAGAUGACCAACGAGGUAGCCAUCUUGCAGCACUUGCCUGAGCGGCUGCGGGCAGAGGUUGCUGUGUCCGUCCACCUGUCUACCCUGAGCCGAGUCCAGAUCUUCCAGAACUGUGAAGCCAGCCUGCUGGAAGAGCUGGUGCUGAAGCUCCAGCCCCAGACCUACUCACCAGGAGAAUAUGUGUGCCGCAAAGGGGACAUUGGCCGAGAGAUGUACAUCAUCCGGGAGGGCCAGCUGGCUGUGGUGGCAGAUGAUGGUGUCACCCAGUAUGCUGUGCUUGGUGCGGGGCUCUACUUUGGGGAGAUCAGUAUCAUCAACAUCAAAGGGAACAUGUCUGGAAACCGACGAACAGCCAACAUCAAGAGCCUAGGUUAUUCGGACCUGUUUUGCCUCAGCAAGGAGGAUCUGCGGGAGGUGCUGAGUGAGUACCCACAGGCCCAGGCUGUCAUGGAGGAGAAGGGCCGUGAGAUCCUGCUCAAAAUGAAUAAGUUGGAUGUGAAUGCUGAGGCAGCUGAGAUCGCCCUCCAGGAGGCCACAGAGUCUCGGCUCAAAGGCCUCGACCAGCAGCUGGAUGAUCUACAAACCAAGUUUGCUCGCCUACUAGCUGAGCUGGAGUCCAGCGCACUGAAGAUCGCUUACCGAAUCGAAAGGCUGGAGUGGCAGACCAGAGAGUGGCCAAUGCCAGAGGACCUGGCUGAGGCUGAUGAUGAGGCUGAGCCUGGGGAAGGAACUUCCAAGGAUGGAGAGGGAAAGGCUGGCCAGGAGGGACCUUCAGGCAUAGAAUGACCCCAUCCUGACCCCAGGACUCCCAGCUCUAAGUGAAUCCAGAGUGGUAGGAAAGCUUGCCUGCAGAAACUGUCAACCUAUUUGCUAGGUCACAGAGACUUAGGUAAAUUGGUCUAUAGAUGCCUAGCUAGAGAUGUGGGUUAUAGUAUACAUUUGGCCCAUACUCACCAGAACACACACAUACACACACACCACCACCACCACCACCACCACACCACACAAUGCACUGGUUCAAGACUGCGAGUUCCACAUAAAAUGUUCCUGUCUUCUGUGCACAUGCACAUUCUCACAAGCAAACCUAUGACUUAUACCCAUUUAACCCACAAUCACAGAGAAUGAUGAAUGCACCGGGGGUGUUGGGGUAACUUUGCUACAUUUAAAGGAGGCUUUGGUAUAGGACAAGGACAGUGUUGGAGCUACAGGGAAAGAAGUCUGAUAUAAUGUCUGAACUAUGGUCACUCUAGGUCACCACUUCAGCUGCGUCAGGGCAUGGCCAGACUUCAGGUUUGAGCUGUGCCAGGUGGUGUUGUAAAAUGAACCUGAUGGGUAAC
Peromyscus eremicus (cactus mouse) is the source of this 2358-nucleotide messenger RNA. It is a transcript of the gene Cnga4, whose product is annotated as cyclic nucleotide gated channel subunit alpha 4. The record is from RefSeq and is a predicted model, not a curated record. The transcript has 6 exons. NCBI's taxonomy places the organism in Eukaryota, Metazoa, Chordata, Mammalia, Rodentia, Cricetidae. Gene Ontology annotation, cellular component: plasma membrane; intracellular cyclic nucleotide activated cation channel complex. Gene Ontology annotation, molecular function: cGMP binding; intracellularly cGMP-activated cation channel activity; protein-containing complex binding. The coding region runs from base 80 to 1807 and encodes 575 amino acids. Gene Ontology annotation, biological process: monoatomic cation transmembrane transport.